UUUUAGCAUGUUCAGUUGGAUUUUUGCUUCUCCUGCCAUUCUUUGCCUUUCUGACCAAUCUCUCAAAUCGGAUCAAUUUGGGGAGCAAAUUUGGACCUCACUUGUGGGGAAUAACAGCCGAUCCUGUGCUUCACCUAUCGGUUAACUCAGCUGUCCUCGACUGCCACACGCCCCCAGACUUCUUUCUUCCCGGCGCCCCUGAAAACAUAAACUAUGGAUAGAACGGAUCUUAUUCAGAAGGCCAAGCUGGCGGAGCAGGCUGAGCGCUACGACGACAUGGCAGAAUGUAUGAAGGAGGUCACGGAGAAAGGAGGCGAGCUGUCAAACGAGGAGAGGAACCUGCUCUCCGUCGCCUACAAAAACGUGGUCGGUGCCAGGCGGUCCGCGUGGAGGGUGUUGUCCAGCAUCGGCCUGAAGACCGAGGGGAGCGAAAAGAAGCAGCAGAUGGUCAAAGAGUAUCGGGAGAAGGUGGAGAAGGAGUUGGAAGAGAUCUGCAACACUGUUUUGAAACUGUUGGAUAAUUUCUUAAUUGGAAACUCAAAAAACCCGGAGAGCAAAGUCUUCUAUUUAAAGAUGAAGGGGGACUACUACAGAUACCUUGCUGAAGUUGCCUCUGGAGACGAUAAAUCAAAGACGAUUGAAAACUCUCAGCAAGCGUACCAGUCAGCAUUUGACAUCAGCAAGACUGAGAUGGAUCCCACACAUCCCAUCCGCCUGGGCUUGGCACUGAACUUCUCCGUCUUCUACUACGAGAUCCUCAACUCUCCAGAUAAAGCCUGCGAGUUGGCCAAAAAGGCAUUUGACGACGCCAUCGCUGAGCUCGACCAGCUACACGAGGAGUCUUACAAAGACAGCACGCUCAUCAUGCAGCUCCUCAGAGACAACCUCACAUUAUGGACAUCAGACAACGCUCCUGAGGAGGGCGAAGGUGGGGAAGCAGAAAGCGGCGAGACUGAGAACUAAGAAUCUGCAUCCUGACAAUUGGGAUUAUCUCCAAAAACAACUCAAAAGGAAAAAAAAAAAAGAAAACUUUCUACAUAUUCAUUCCUUCAUGCUCCACUCAAACAUUCUACCAAUGAAUAUCAUUGCUGAAAAUGGUUGAAAAGGAAUGAUUGAAAAUAAAAAUUCUUUUCACAAUUCAGAUUGGGACAGCAGCUGGUGAAAAGAGGAACCCUCCAUUCCUUCAGUUUGUCUUGGCCUUCCCGUUUGUGUUGUUUCAGUUGUAGAAGAGUGUUACCUCGACAAAUAAAACCCAAGUCCAUUUUAGAGGCGGAGAAGCUGUGAAGUUUGGGUAUUUUUCUCAGUAUGAAAUGUUGGGCACAAUAAAUCGGUUCUCAGAAUUUUUUUUUUAGUGUCUGUUUCUGCAGAGUUGUGUGGUACUGUUACAGCAGCUGAGGUUUAGGUUCAAACAAACGUCAUUUUCAUACUGCAGGGAAACGCCAGUGCUCCCCAACACUGGCAGCAGGUUCUACAACACUGCAAAUUUGCACCCAUUGGCCAAGUCCUAACUUUUUGUCAUGGUUAUGAUGCCAAUUUUUCACUUGUUUUUUAUUUUAUUUUAUUUUAAUGGGAGGGGGGAACCGUAAACGGUCGGGUCACGUCUUGCCAAUCGCAGGGACCAUUUUAUUGGGAGGAAGAUGGGUUUUGUCAUGCACGUCUUGCUAUUACACUGGAAUGGGAAUAAUUGUCGUAACUCACAAAUCCAUGUGUCAUGGUUAGUAAUUUUCAGUGUUUCAGUGCAGGUUUUUACUCCCUCUACAAGAGGGUGAUUUGUUAGUCAGUCCAGUAAUUGUCACUAGAGAUUUGGACCACUAUUGUUUUGGAAUUUAUUCAGUUGUAGUCCCCCAAACGCCUCGUGGAACUGUUGAAUCCUGAUGUAUCAGCUACAUUAACAUGAAUAAAACAUUUUAUAAACCAAAUCCAAGUUUCCUGGCGUGAGUGAACUCAAAUCAUGAAUGUUCUAUGGUAUCUCGACUACCACAUAUAGAAGUUAAUUUAUGAAGCUGAAUAUUCCAGUUCAUCAACCAUUUUCUUAAGGAUAAGUUGACACAUACAUAGCUGUCAUUGUUGAAUACUGAAGCAUUUCAGGUGGAAAACAUAAACAGGAUGUAUUAAUGUUUUCCAAGUGGAAAACCCUAACCAAACUGUAAGUUUAAAAUAAAA
Molecule: messenger RNA, 2163 nt
Organism: Menidia menidia (Atlantic silverside)
Lineage: Eukaryota; Metazoa; Chordata; Actinopteri; Atheriniformes; Atherinopsidae
Source: the annotation of a GenBank genome assembly